Mucor velutinosus is the source of this 1080-nucleotide messenger RNA. RefSeq names its product CMP/dCMP-type deaminase domain-containing protein. The transcript is spliced from 6 exons. The coding region runs from base 1 to 1080 and encodes 359 amino acids. The record is from RefSeq and is a predicted model, not a curated record. NCBI's taxonomy places the organism in Eukaryota, Fungi, Mucoromycota, Mucoromycetes, Mucorales, Mucoraceae.
AUGGCUCAUCCUCCUCUUUUAGCAGGUGAAUUGGUUGUCGUUGCUCUAAAAGCUGAAAAGUUGCAGCAUCAGGCACCAGGAAAACAAGAUCCGUUUUGUUUGUUUAGAGUGGGAGAUGUUAUCAAGCGAACAAAGACAGAUUACGGUGGAGGACUCUACCCCAUUUGGGACGAUCAGGUCAACAUUCCUGUAGCCGCUGGACAAUAUCAGAUGCAUGUUCAAAUCUUUGAUAAAGACACCAAACCUAAUAAUCUGAUGGGCGAUGGCAUUGUGGAUUUGAAAAAGGUACUGAGAGACAAGGAACACGAUGGCUACUUUCCAUUGACCUUUCGCGGUCGGCAAGGCACAGGUGUCAUUUAUUUGGAAUUGACAUUUUAUUCAGCACAAAAUUCAGCGAGACCUCAGCAGCAGGUGAGAUACCAGUAUCCUCCUGGACAUGUUCCCGGUGGCAACUUCCGUCCACCACCUCCUCAACAGCAGCACAGACCUCCCCAUGCACCUCCACCACAGCAGCACCAUCUACAUCACCCACAAAACUAUCCUCCUCAACCACAGCAACCACAUUAUAACAGUAGACCUCCUCCAAUGCUCAUUCAAACACCUCCAGUGCAACACCACCAAAGACCUCUACCUCAACCGCCUAUUCAGCAGCCACAUAGACCUCCUCCUCCUCCUCCUCCUGUCUCGCAACCGCAGCCUUAUCCACAUCCUCAACCAAGACCUUCCUCUUCCAUGGGUACAGCUCAAAUGUUUUCGCCUGUAAUGCCUUCUCCACAACCGUUGUUGUCAGCCCCAUAUCAGCCAGCUCCCUCUCCAGCUACCAGACCGACACAUUUGAACUAUCCUAAUCAGCAGAGACAAUCGUUUCCUACACCAGCACCCUAUCAUGGACCUCCAGGCGGGUUUCUUGAUCCUUCACAGCAGCAGCCACAUUACCCUCCUCAACCACCACCUCCUCAAGGAGGAGGGUAUUAUCCACCUCAGCCUCAACACCACAAUAAUAGACCACCGCCACCGCCACCUCCUUCUAGUAUGGGCUAUCCUAGACCCAACAACACCAUGAGCUAUCCAUAUCAAUAA